AUGACCAACAACGAAAAUGCCAAAGAUGUGUCCGACAAGGGCGAUAUAUCGACAGAACAUGAUGAGACUGUCAUUGCAGAGCCUUGCUUUUUGCAGUCCAUCACCUACGGUCCCAGUGGCGUCCAAGGUCUUACUAGUUCUGCAUAUAUUUUCGGAGCUGCUGUCCUCGCAUCUCUGGGAGGCUUCUCCAUGGGCUACGAUAUGGGCGUGAUCAGUAUCAUCAACGUUAUGGAUCAAUUUCACCAAAAAUAUCCCUUUGCGAAAUCGGAUUUCGGAACCGAGUUGAUGACCGCAAUGCUGCUACUUGGGGCGUUCGUCGGGUGUCUAUUCAUGCCUUACAUGGCCGACAAAUAUUCUCGCAAAUGGGCAUUGACCGUCGUUGUUAUAAUAUUUGACAUCGGCGCCAUUUUUCAGACCGCAGCCCCCAAUUAUGCGUGUCUUGUUGUAGGGCGAUUCAUCGGUGGAGUAGGAGUGGGCACGCUUGCGAUGGGCGCACCUCUUUAUAUUUCAGAAAUUUCUCCUCCCAAUAUUCGCGGUACGCUGCUGGUACUCGAGUCUAUAUCCAUAACUUCUGGGGUUGUGAUAGCAUACUUUAUUACAUUCGGCACGAGAUAUCUGGCGGGAGAUGUAUCGUUCCGGCUGCCAUUUGGUCUACAAAUGAUUACUGCAACUCUUCUUGGUGCAGGAAUUCACCUCUUUCCAUACUCACCUCGCUGGUUGGCUCUAGCUAAUCGACAAGAAGACUGUCUGAAGAGCCUCACUAAAUUGCGUGGCUUACCUAGCACCGAUGAAAAGGUACAGGCUGAAUUCCACAGUAUUGUUGCCGAGGUUGCUUUCCAGAAUCUGGCCCAACAGAAGCGACAUCCAGGUAUCAGUGGCAUUAAACUCGAGAUCUUAUUAUGGAUGGACCUUUUUCGGCAACAGUCCUGGAGAAGAACGGCCGUUGCGGUCGGCAUUGCCUUUUUCCAACAAUUCUCGGGCAUCAACGCCUUCAUCUAUUACGCACCCACUCUCUUUACUUCUCUCGGGCAAUCUGCAGAGAUGUCCAAAAUACUAUCUGGAGUAUUUGAUGUCAUUCAGAUGGUCGCUGCACUAGUCUGCUUCCUAAUCAUUGAAAAGGUUGGUCGGCGGCCACUAGCAAUUUGGGGUGGAUUCGGUACAGCUGCCACAUAUACCAUCAUAGCGGUUUUAUCGGGCCUAUACUCGGAGAGCUGGCCAGAUCACAAGGCUGCUGGUUGGGGCUGUGUGGCGAUGGCGUUUCUUUUCAUCUGGAUAUACGGCCUGUCCUAUUCCCCGCUCGGAUGGGCGCUUCCCUCAGAGGUCUUCUCCACCACUAAUCGGUCGAAGGGCGUUGCAUUGUCCACAUGCACUAUUUGGCUGUCGGACUUUAUUGUGGGGAUAUCAACUCCAUCAAUGAUGGCAAAUAUUGGGUACGGCACUUAUAUCUUUUUUGCUGUCAUGUGCUUUUUAGCUGGCGUCUGGGCCUUCUUCUUGGUACCUGAGACGAGUGGCAAGACUUUGGAAGAACUUGAUGAAGUUUUUGGGGACACCAGUGGACAAGCAGAGAGGGAUCUCGUGGCGGAAUCUGUUUACCUCCCCCGAAAGGUGUCCAUCACUAUCCCGCCAGAUGGGGGGAUAUCUAGCUCUGCAGUAUAG
Molecule: messenger RNA, 1656 nt
Organism: Penicillium lagena
Lineage: Eukaryota; Fungi; Ascomycota; Eurotiomycetes; Eurotiales; Aspergillaceae
Product: sugar porter family MFS transporter
Exons: 3
Coding region: 1-1656 (551 amino acids)
Biological process (GO): carbohydrate transport; transmembrane transport
Cellular component (GO): membrane
Molecular function (GO): carbohydrate:proton symporter activity
Source: RefSeq, a predicted model, not a curated record